AUGAUUGAUGAAGAGAAAAAGAUUAAAAUCGAAAUAAAUAAUAUUAACACCAUAAUUUUAGAUAUAUUAUGUAUAGAAGCCAUACGUAAAAUAAAAUUCAUCUUACACAUCCUAAAUGAACUUUUAAAAAAAAAAAAAAAUAUAUUACAUGUAUAUAUAACUAAUAAAAUUGAUCAUUUAUCAACACACAAGAAACAACGACAAAUAUUUCAGUCCUUACAAAAUAAAAUUGAAUUAUGUGAAAAUGAAUCUCAAUAUAAUUUAAUACAAAAAGAAAUAGAUGAAUAUAUUAAUUCUUUAAGUGAAACCAAUGAAAUUUUAUGUCAGAAUUCUCCGACCGACAGGAACAUAAAAGAGAACCGAAAUAAAAUAAUUGAGGACGGUAGUCUUCUUUUAAAUAUUUUUAGAAAAAUGAAAAAGAAACAAUUUUCUUCCAUACUUAAUGAGUUGGAAAAAUUUAAAGAUGAACAAAAUUUACUUAUCAACCUUAAUCAAAAUGUUUAUCAUAAAAAACAAAUCAUCAAUAUUUUAAAGGAGGAAAUAAAAGAACAAAUGGAAAAUACAAAGAGGAAAAGAAUAAAUAUAGAAAACAAAAUAAAAGAAAUAGAAAAAAGAAAGAAAAUAUUUUUUGUGAAAUUCAUGCUUUAUUAUAUAUAUAAAAAAGAAUAUGUUCAUGCGAGUGUUGCACAUUAUAAUAGAAAUAUGGACUUUAAAGAAAAUGCUGUCACUAAAUCAAAUGAAAAUAUGGAAACUGAGUUAAAGGCAUAUGAUGACAUUAAUGAUUUUAUUAAAUCCUUUCUAAAUAAAAGAAAUGACAACUUACAAAAUAUUCAUGACGAGUUAAUUGAAUAUUAUGAGAAAGAAAAAGACCAUAAAAAUGCACAGCUAGAUAAAAUAAAAAAAGAGAUAGAAUAUUCCAGGGAAAUUAUUGAAUUAAAGAAAAAAAAAAUCAUUAAAUAUGAUGAAAUAAAUAAAGAAAGAGAAAAAGUGGAAAAAAUAAAAAUGAAAAAAGAAAUUGAAAAUAAAGAAUUUCUUAAAAAAUAUAAUGAGUGUAUUUUAUUUUUACAAGAUGUUGGAAGAAAUAAAAUAAAGGCAUAUGAUGAAAAGAUGAAAAGAAAAAAAAAGACGAAAAAAAAGAAAAAAUGA
This is a messenger RNA of Plasmodium gaboni, 1146 nucleotides long. RefSeq lists its product as hypothetical. The coding region runs from base 1 to 1146 and encodes 381 amino acids. NCBI's taxonomy places the organism in Eukaryota, Apicomplexa, Aconoidasida, Haemosporida, Plasmodiidae. The transcript is spliced from 6 exons. The record is from RefSeq and is a predicted model, not a curated record.